CCAGUAUCACAGGUGUAAGGGUGUGUGGCCUGGAGAACAAGGAAGAGAAUUGUUUGGGGUGGUGAGAAAGGAAAUGUUUGUGGAGGUACAUGGAGCAGUAAUGUAGGAGCUGUGCAGCCUUCAGUGGAGAGGGGGAAAAGCUCCUUUGUAUAGUUGUACUUCGUCCAUCUGAAGUGAACAAGGAAAUCAGUGUGAUUGGAAGACCAGAAAUCAAGCCAAGGCCGGAUUACCAUCUCCCUACUACUAUGUCUGCCAGUCGUCCUGGUCCUGCUUGGAGAGAGACGACGGCAGCAGCAGCAGCAGCAGCAGCAGCAUUCUGGAGGAAACACCAUGCAGCAUCUGAGGCUGUAAAGACGACUGGAGCCUCACAAUAUUUCUUAUUUUUGAUUUUUUUUUUUUUUGGUUUCGUGCGUUUUUUCCCCCCUCUCUCUCUCUCUCUCUGUCUCUUUCUCCUUUUCACCCAAUCUGUGACGCGCAAGGACACUACAGCAGCAUCCAUCCAGCUCACAUAGAGCCUCCUCUGUACAGACGCACCACCAUCCUCCUCCUUUCCUUCCUUCCUUCCUUCCUCCCACUCUUCCUCCUCUCUUCUCCUGUUCUGUUUCUAACCCACCAGAGGACAUCGGGAACCUCUUCUCCUUUCCUUCCCCCCUUUAAAGCCCGGAGACAGACAUGGAUCUAUGGUUUCUUUCGAUCCGGAUUUGCUGGUGGAAGGUUUUGUUUCUGCUGAGUGUUUUCCAGGACUAUCUGAGCUCCAUGCUGGACUGCCCGCCGACCUGCCGCUGCUCGCAGAUAGAAAUCUUCUGCAAUAAGUCCGACAACGGCAGGUUUUUCCCUUUACUCGCCCUGCAAGACACUGGCAGCAAUGGGACCAGUAUUGACAUAGCAGAGUUAUUCAAAAACAUCACCACUAUACACAUAGAGAACUGGACGGGAUUGCAGACUCUGAGAGACGUCGAUAUGGAGCUCUACACUGGACUACAGAGACUAACUAUCAAGAAUUGCAACCUGAGGGUGAUCCAGGCUCGAGCGUUCGCUCAGAACCCCCACCUACACUACAUAGACUUGUCAAAGAAUCCUCUCGCCACUCUGUCAUGGCAGCUCUUCCAGCACCUCCAACUCUCCGACCUGCGCCUGGAAGGUGUGGUGUUUGACUGCGGCUGUGAUAUCCGCUGGGUCCAGCUGUGGCAGCAGAGAGGAGAGGCCAUGCUCCACACACAGCAGCUGUACUGCAGGAACGGAGCCUCCAAGAUACGACUGCACAACAUGUACAUCCACAACUGUGACUUACCAGAGAUCAGCGUGAGCCACAGCAGCGUGCUAGUGAUGGAGGGCGACAACGUGACGGUGAGCUGCAAUGGAUCCGGAUCGCCGCUGCCCGAGGUGGACUGGACUGUCGGCGGCCUGCACUCCAUCAACACACACCUGUCCAACGUGUACUGGCCGAACAUCCACUCUAUCAACUUGACUCUUUCCAACAUCAGCCGAGAUGACAACAACUUCCAGCUGACCUGCAUUGCAGAGAACGUGGUGGGGAUGACCAACUCCUCCAUCCAGCUCAACGUACAAUUUCCCCCAAUCAUCCUGAGACUGGCUGAGCCCGAGAAGCGCCACGAUACCUGCAUCGAGUUCACGGUUCGGGGUUACCCCCAUCCCAAGCUGCGCUGGUUCUACAAGCAACAGGAGAUCAUCAAGAACAACUUCAUCCGAACCGAGAUGGACUUCUAUCAGGACUACCUGGAGGGCUGUCUGACCUUCCAGAACCCAACGCACGUCAACAAUGGCAACUACACUCUCGAGGCCAGCAACCCAUUGGGAACGGUCACCAAGACGGUGUAUGGUCACUUCCUCAUGAACCCAGACAUAGAUGGCGACUUAGAGGAACUAGUCACUUCAUCGCCGUCAGAUGGUGACUCAGACCGACCAGAUGAAGAUACGUUUGGGGUUUCCAUCGCCGUGGGUUUGGCGGGCUUCGCCUGCGUCCUCCUCCUCGUCCUUUUUGUUCUCAUCAACAAAUACGGCCGACGCUCCAAAUUCGGUAUGAAAGGUCCAGUAGCUGUGAUCAGUGGUGAGGAAGACUCUGCCAGCCCUCUUCAUCAUGUCAACCAUGGGAUUAUAACCCCCUGCACUCUGGAUGCGGGUCCUGAUGCGGUUGUCAUAGGGAUGACUCGUAUCCCCGUGGUGGAGAAUCCUCAGUACUUCAGGCAUGGACACAACUGCAACAAGCCGACCACUUUAGUCCAGCAUAUAAAACGGAGGGACAUCAUCCUGAAGAGGGAGUUGGGUGAAGGAGCCUUUGGUAAAGUCUUCUUGGCAGAGUGUUACAACCUCUGCCCCACCAAGGACAAGAUGCUGGUGGCUGUCAAGACACUGAAAGAUCCCAACCUGUCUGCGAGAAAGGACUUCCAGAGGGAGGCAGAGCUGCUGACCAAUCUGCAGCACGACCACAUCGUUAAAUUCUACGGCGUGUGUGUCGACGGAGACCCCCUCAUCAUGGUGUUCGAAUACAUGAAGCAUGGAGACCUCAAUAAAUUCCUCAGAGCCCACGGUCCAGACGCCAUGAUCCUGGUAGACGGCCAGCCGCUGCAGUCCAACGGAGAGCUGGGCCUUUCCCAGAUGCUGCACAUCGCCACCCAGAUUGCCUCGGGCAUGGUCUACCUGGGCUCCCAGCACUUUGUCCACAGAGAUCUGGCAACCCGUAAUUGCCUGGUGGGCAAUGGCCUGCUGGUCAAGAUUGGAGACUUCGGCAUGUCCAGGGACAUCUACAGCAGUGACUACUACAGGCGUGGCAGCUGGGCCGGUUCGGACCUUGCUGGGGGCAACGCCAGCAGUUAUGAAGCACUUGCCUGCUGGGUUGGAGGACAUACCAUGCUACCUAUUCGCUGGAUGCCCCCAGAGAGCAUCAUGUACAGGAAAUUCUCCACGGAAAGUGACGUCUGGAGCUUUGGAGUCAUCUUGUGGGAGAUCUUUACCUAUGGGAAGCAGCCUUGGUUUCAGCUGGGUAACAACGAGGUUAUUGAGUGCAUAACCCAGGGCCGGGUUCUGGAUAGGCCACGGAUUUGUCCUAAAGAGGUGUACGACAUCAUGCUGGGCUGCUGGCAGAGGGAACCGCAGCAGCGACUGAACAUUAAGGACAUUCAGAAGGUCAUGUUCGCUAUGGGCAAAGCCACGCCGGUCUACCUGGACAUCCUGGGCUAGCGGCGGCCCCAGGGUGGCCUGUUCCUCGCCAGACCGACAGAACGACAGAGACAUAACCGACAGACCGACCCACACGAAUCCAGGAAUAACCAAACCAACCUACUCCACUGUCGAAAAACACCUACAAUGUUUUGGAAGGACUUAAGUGCCUGCAACACUUUUGGAUAUAGUGGAUAAAACGUAUUCAAAAAACACGCACUUUUACAUUUUGUUUACUUGCGUAUAAGAUGUACAGGUUUGAAGAAGACUUUUUUUUUUUUUUUCCUCGAAAAAACUGCAAAAAUACACAAAAAUGGAGACAAAAAGGGAAGUGAAGUGGACUGGCAAUAGGAAAAUGGCCACAGUUUGAUUAUAUUACGGAGAGAACACAUCAGAGUUAAAAUCUAUCCUGGGUUUGGUUUUAUGAAUAUAUAUAGAAAUAUUACAUAUAUUUUAUAUUUAUUUCUUUUUGUCAGGGUGUUGAAGGGUCUGCCAUGUGUGUUGCUAAGGGCUCGGCCCUGUCCGAAGACGUCACCGACAAACUAUUGGCAGGGACUUGACAAUGGUAGCCUUACUUGCACUCUGAUUGGCUGGCACUGAUGGGAACUCCGCUUCUGUGGAAUAACACUGGAUGGUUGGAAAAACAAAGGAGCGCUCUGUAGAGGACCUACCCAAUCAGACAACCGACAAAUCUAUUUUAAUUUAAAAAAUAAUGUACAUAUUGUAAAAUUCUAUGUGUCAAAAUUAUGUUAACUUAUUUUUUCGGGUGUUAUUUUGGUUCCUUUUUCUGACUGUGAUCUGGGUGGCUAAAGUAUAAAGCUAUGGUAUUUGUUUUCAUCCUAAUCUCGAGGAGAUUUCUCUUGGGAAUCACCUGUGUCAGUGCUGGUAAGUUGUCUUAUGUGCUGAAGGUGAUUAGCCGGUGAACUCAGUUUGAAAAAGUCAGCUGACACCGAAUCACAGAGACUCUGGUGAACGAGGGGAACCAUCCACACGACACUUUUCCAAAGAGGUUGAUGAAGCCUCGUAUUCACUUUCCAGUUCAUUUGCUUUUUAUGGCAAGAAUAAUGCGUCGGUGAGUAAUAUCUUACACCACACCCCUCAAACACAUACACACGCUUUUGAGGAACUGUUCUGUCAUUUUUAGGCGUGUUGGUGUGAAACUGCUUCUCCACUCUAAAGAAAACAUUUUUGUAACUGGAAGUACGAAUCAUUUGUUAGCUGCGGGUGUGUGCUUCACACGCACAGCCUCAUAAAAAGCUAUAAGUUAAAGGAAUAGUAAGACAUUUUGGGAAAUACGCUCACUCAAAGAGUUAGAUGAAAAGAUAUCUAUCAAAUGUCAGCCUGGUCUAGCUUAGCUUAGCAUAAAGACUGGAAACAGAGGGAAAAAGCUAGCCUCGCUCCAUCCAAAGGUCACAAAAUCCACCUACCAGCACCUCUUAAACUGACAUAAGCCCGUUAGCUUAUGCUGAGCUAAGUCAACCAGUUGCUGGAAGUAGCUUCAUAUUUACCGACACGAGAGCGGUAUCGAUCUUCUCGUCUAGCUCUCGGCAAAAAAAAAAAGCAAAUGAGCGCAUUUCUUAAAAUGUCAAACUGUUGAUUCCAAACAUUUUCGGUUAAUACCAUCAGGAUCCGGUCACUUCUCAAGCCGAGAAAAGAAACGACGGCUUUUUUUCCUCGCACACCGCUUAGAACAACAAAAUUCAUUUUUUACUAUUCUGAUUUCUUUUCCAUAAACUGUACAUGACUCACAGUCACUCUUUUCUUCCUCGCACUCGUGGCCUUUGCAUGUUUAGCAAUGACGAGGCUUUCACCCGUCUUUUGCUGUGAUAAAAAACCUCUUCUGCUACAACCAGAGAGGAGCCACUGAAGCAGGUAGACACUUGUGUUUAUUUAUGGACGGUACAUCUAAAAUAACAAUCACUGAAGUGGAUCAGCUAACUGUGUGGUAUUACGCCUUCCAUAUUUUUGAUAAUUACAGUAUUUAAUGAACUGGAGAACAUGAAGAGUUUUGUUCCAAAAUGUGGCAGAAAAACAUGACCCCCAAAAAGCUUAACAGCAAAAAAAAAAAAAAAAAACUAAAACCAAAUGAAAUUACUUUUAAAGACUCGUUCGUAAUUAAGUGCUCAAAAUGAGUUCAUUCUCGCAGAGUGGAUUCUGUAGAUUUUCUCAGACGCUGAAUGAUAAACCUCAGGCAACAAUUUUAUUUUAUGUUGUAUCUGGAUAUAUAGCGUUUUGGAGUGGAACUCUUCACAUCACUUCCUUAUUAUCCUGACAUGAAUUCUCACAGUAUCACAGUGUUGUCUCUCUUCCCCUCGGGACUAUGUAAAUCAUUAAUGAGCAUUCAGUUAUUUCAAGUAUUUUAUAUGAAAGGCAGGAUCAAAUCCAACGAGUUACCCAAAGCAUUGAGUUUUUGUGUAUUCUCUUGUGGUAAAGACAAACGCUUAAAGACAUUAUGACAUAGACCAUGAGCAUUUGCAGGGUAUUGUAAUCCUUUCAUGGUGAGUUGAAUAUUGUUUAAAAAAAGUUUUUCAUUUUCUUUUCUUGGAUGAACUAACUGAACACUUUUUGAAGCAAAGUUGGCAUAUGUACACAUGUUACAGAAUAUAAAAAUGUGGUAUAACAACUGCAGUAUAUAAAAUACUGGUAUUCCAUGAUAGAUCUUUGUAUUAAUGUGACUCUCUUAAGAAAAUGUCUUCAAACAAUCA
This is a messenger RNA of Sebastes umbrosus (honeycomb rockfish), 5882 nucleotides long. RefSeq names its product neurotrophic tyrosine kinase, receptor, type 3b (gene ntrk3b). The record is from RefSeq and is a predicted model, not a curated record. The transcript has 19 exons. NCBI's taxonomy places the organism in Eukaryota, Metazoa, Chordata, Actinopteri, Perciformes, Sebastidae. Bases 673 to 3198 code for a protein of 841 amino acids. Gene Ontology annotation, molecular function: neurotrophin receptor activity; neurotrophin binding; transmembrane receptor protein tyrosine kinase activity. Gene Ontology annotation, biological process: cell surface receptor protein tyrosine kinase signaling pathway; protein phosphorylation; cellular response to nerve growth factor stimulus. Gene Ontology annotation, cellular component: signaling receptor complex; plasma membrane; axon.